AUGCCUUCUCUUCUGAUAGCCGCAGGCCUACUUUUGGCCUAUGUCGUCUUUUUUUUCUUUUUCAGCGGUCCACGCCUCCCAAAAGGUUUCCCAAUCAUUGGCGCCAAAAAGACCGACUGGUUUCCAUUAUUGCAAGCAACAUGGCGUAACUCAUUCAACAUCGCUGCUGGCAUCAACGACGCCUAUAGGAACCACAAACACAAUGCUGCCAUUAUGCCCGUCAUGGGCCUUGGAGCGGACACUCUGAUCAUGCUUCCCUCAUCCGAUUCGAAAUUCAUAUCGGAGCAGGAACCCAAGGUGCUCAGUCUACGUGAAGUCAUCAUCAACGGACUGCAUUACCGGUAUACACUCUCUGACAAAUAUAUUCUUACGCACCCGCUGCACAAGAAACUCAUUACCACCACACUGACCAACCAAGUCGGAAUACUUCUUCCAGAACUGGCCAACGAGACUACGGUGGGAUUCGAGAGCCAGUGGGGCAACGAUACAGAAGCUUUUCGCGAGGUCAACGUAUGGGACACCGUAGGUCGCGUUAUCGGAUGUGCGACAAACCGCGUUUUUGUUGGCCUUCCAAACUGCCGUGAUCCGAAGCUUCUCGACGCAGGCUACGCCUAUGCGCGCUCGCUCCCAGUGAGCGCCACCCUGAUCGGCUGGGUUUGGGAGCCUGCGCGACCAUUGAUUGCCCGGUUGAUCGCGCUGCGAACGCGUGCCAUGGAAAGACGCUUCGCGAAGGUCCUUUUGCCCGAGAUCGAGCGCCGGCUUCGAGAGUACGAUGACAAGGAGAAAUCUGGUUCCAGCAAGAACGAUUUCCUGCAGUGGAGUAUAGCACAGGCCAAAGAGAGCGGCGAUGCGGAGAUGUGGAAACCAACUACCCUGGCAAGCCGUAUCUUACUCAUGAACAUGGUCUCCAUUCAUACCUCCUCUAUGACAUUCACCAACGUCCUGCUCGACUUGGUAUCCUCGAAGCCGGAAUACAUCGAAGAGCUACGCACCGAGGUAUCCACGGUCCUCAGAGAGUCGAACGGCGUGUGGACCAAAGCCACACUUGCUCGCGCCAUAAAACUCGACUCCGUCUUCCGCGAGAGCGCGCGUCUCAACACCUCGGUCGCUGUGGGUCUGCGCCGAAAAGUCAUGGUCAAAGAGGGUAUCACCACCCCAUCCGGCGUGCACAUUCCCUACGGCAACGUCUGCGCCGUUCCUAGCCUCGCCGUCUUGACAGACGAGACCAUAUACCCAGACGCGGACAAGUUCGUACCGUUCCGCUUCGUUGACCAACGCCACAACAUCAACACGGGUGACCGACCCAAAGACCAUGUGUCGAGCUCGCGGCUGUCUUUCUAUGCUACCAGCACGGAUUAUCUUGCUUUCGGUAAUGGCCGUCAGGCGUGUCCGGGACGAUUUUUCGCCGCAUGCGAGCUGAAGCUCAUGCUUGCUUACAUCUUGAUGAACUACGACUUGGAGAUGAUGGAGACACGGCCCAAAGGUAUCUGAGUCGGUGUUUUGAGGAUGCCAGCCACUGGCGCUACUAUCCGGAUACGGAAGAAGAAGGUGCCACUUGCGCACUUUUCCACAUUUGGUCUGGAUGAUGAAUAAAUGGUUAAGGUGGGAAUACGGAGAUACAGAAUGUGCGUUUUUAGUAAGAUCGCAACGAUAGUAGAAUGCUAGUGAACCAAAACCAGCAGUACCGCUCUUUUGGUCAUUAUAUGAGAUUCAAAACGCAUGUCGCUUUGCCAUAUG
Westerdykella ornata is the source of this 1737-nucleotide messenger RNA. Its product is annotated as cytochrome P450. The record is from RefSeq and is a predicted model, not a curated record. Gene Ontology annotation, molecular function: monooxygenase activity; heme binding; oxidoreductase activity, acting on paired donors, with incorporation or reduction of molecular oxygen. NCBI's taxonomy places the organism in Eukaryota, Fungi, Ascomycota, Dothideomycetes, Pleosporales, Sporormiaceae. The transcript has a single exon. Bases 1 to 1491 code for a protein of 496 amino acids.